CCGAAUAGGCAUGACGGUAUAUUGUUUCGGAAAUUUAUGCUCGUGUAUGUAAUUUCCUGAAAAUGACCCAGUACAAUGGUACAAAGUUACAAACUACAAAGUGGUACUGGUAACUACAACAAAGUGGUAAGUGAUGACAUCGCCUUCCUUGUUUAAACCCUCGACACCUUCACUGCACUCCUAAAACCCCAAAUGACAGUCAUCUCUGAACCCAGAUAAUGCUCUCCGCUUCCUCAAGGCGUUUCCGAUGUCACAGAGCAGCAGAGCUAUUCAAACCCCCUCUGGGUCCCGACCCGUUUCCGUUUCGGAUUCAGAAAUCUCCACCACUUCCCGACCCGAACAACCGGCCAUCCUUCACCACCGUAACUUCAUCCAUCAACCACACUCACCCCUCUUCCGAAUCACAACAACAAACACUAGUGACCCAAAUUCUCUCCACCAUUGAAAACGCCCCUACAUUACUCCAAUCCCUACACAACAAACGCUUCUUCCUAACCCCCAAAUCUUUCAACCGCGUUUUGAUCUCAGCCGCUCAAAGAAACCAUCUUUACCUCGUAACCCAAAUCUUCAAGCUCGCAAUUGCUUCCAAAAUCCAACCUUUAAACUCAGAUUGCUAUCUCACUGUAGCCAAAGCCUUUGCAAGAGCAGAUGAUUGUGUUGUGGAGCUACUCAGUUUUACCGAGCAAGUAUUGGAAUUGACCCAACCGAGCAUGACAGUAAUAAACAGGCUUCUCUUUGCAUUGGGUCAAUGCAAAGAGACCGAUAAUGCAAUUUUGAUCUUCACCCAGGUGAAAGAUCGAAACUUUACUCCGGAUAUGUACACAUACAACACUGUUCUUGAGAUAUUGGGCCGGGCGGGUCGGACAGGUGAGAUGCUGGGGGUGUUUGGGGAAAUGAAGGAAGCUGGGAUUGACCCGGAUUUGGUUUCUUACAAUACAGUGAUAAACCAUGUGAGGAAGUUUGGGGAAGUUGAUAUGUGCUUGUUGUAUUUCAAGGAAAUGUGUGAAAAGGGUGUUCAGCCUGAUUUGCUUACUUACACUGCAGUCAUUGAUGGGUUGGGGAGGUCAGGAAACAUUGAGGAGUCGUUGAAGUUGUUUGGUGAGAUGAAGGAGAGGCGGAUUCGGCCUUCGUUGUAUCUUUAUAGAGCAGUGAUUAGUAAUUUGAAGAAGAUGGGGAAGGUGGAGAUGGCGGCGAGUUUUAUGGAGGAGAUGAAUUCGUGUGCUUCAAGUCUUUGUGCUAGUCGUAAAUCGAAUAAAUGCGAGUAGAAUUGGUGAGUGUAUUUUGAUUUGGAGUUUAUAGGUCUCUUGCUAUUUGUUUCGUAUUGUAGUGCUUGAAAUCUGCUACUCAGUUUCUGUGUUCAUCUUCAAUAUGAUGCAAUAUGAUGCUUGUGAAGACAUUGUUUAAACACUUUUACAUGUCAUUUUGAUCCUUUGUUCUGUAUGCAAUAAGACUUGAAAAGAAUUGCCUAGGAAAAUGCAUACAUCAGAUCGUCAAGUGGAAAAAAAAAAAAGCGAGUUGCUUGCACUAAAGUUGUAUGAAAAGAAUGAUCAUUUCAACCGUCAUUGCAAGUUUGAAACUGUAAAUAAGAAAUGAAAACAAGUCUGUAUUGCUCUUCCUACAUUGAAAGGCAAAAUGAUGAAAACAAGGUUAUGGUUGAUAUCCCAGCAUCUCAAAUGCGACUUGAGGCCCUCUCAACUGCUGGAUGAUGAUAAGGAAGAUGGGAGCCGGUGUGAGAAGAAGCGCGUGUCAUUGGUGGGGAAGCCACAUGGCAUUGCGAGGGAGGGGUCAAGGAGCGUUGGACCGGAGAGUAGGAUGAAGAAGAGGUGGGAGACUGGAUGAUGAUAAGGAAGAUGGGAGCCGGUGUGAGAAGAAGUGCGUGUCAUUGGUGGGGAAGCCACAUGGCAUUGCGAGGGAGGGGUCAAGGAGCGUUGGACCGGAGAGUAGGAUGAAGAAGAGGUGGGAGAUUCCUAGUGAGGUGGUGGUGUUCCAGGGUUUGGAGGAGGACGGUGUUGCUGAAAUGGGUGAUGUGCUGCCAAAGAUUAGGACCGUUUGAUGUGUUGAUGACAUGCCGAGGGGGUCAGGGCUGGCGAAAAGGGUGGCGGAAUUGAUUGAGAUGAAGAAGUAUUUUAGCAACAGUAAUGAGGUCUGCCAGGAAUUGAGUUUUGCAGAAGAGGAGGAUGGUGAAGAAGAAUAAGUGGGAGCAUGGAGGAUUUGUAUCGAUGAGCAGGUAGCAAAGGAUAUACAACUAAUUGAUUCCAUUGCGGAGAAACAAGCACAAAUAUUUUCGGAAUAGUGCAAAUUGUUUCCCACUGAUGUUCAGAUUCACUCUAUAUAUCCAUUGCAUGAUGUUUCUGAGCUGGAACAAAGGCUUGCAGAACAAUCAAAGAUACUCUCAAGUCUUCAACAACAGGUUGAUGAUUAGGCGUCAAAGCAUGCUUACAACCCAGAUGAGGAGUAUGCAGAGGUAGAAUCCAGAUUGCAUUCACAUUUGGAAUCUUUUCUAGAAACUGCAAGAUCAUUCAAUAUGAUUUACACCAAGGAAAUACGUCCCUGGACACACAUGAUGGAGGUAACCCAGCUCCAUGGGUUCGGGCCAGCUGCCAUUCCCUUGUUGGAGGCAUAUAAGAUGCUUUUGAAGGCACGUUGACCUAAUGAUGCCUGGUUGGUGUUGGGUAGGCUCUAAGCAUAAGGGACUUCAGUUGGAAGGGGUCAGCAGUGAAACUAGUUGAAAGUUGUAUGCACAUGUCACUUUUUGCAUGAAGAUGCAGCUUUUGGAGAAAGUAACUAUUUUUUUUCCUGUUUCUGGGGGCCUAUAUUUGUCAACUUGAAUGUUGUUCCCGUCAGAUAUCUACAGAGGUUUCAUGGGGUUUGAUUCCUUUCAUCACUGCCCUUUUGUCUUAACUCGUAAUAUUGAUCUUCAAUGUUUUAUGCUGUGUCUCCUCUCUCCCAUGUUUUCAUGUUAAUGCCUCUUCUUGCUGUCAUAUGGGAAUGCUGUAGCAGUUAAUCAAUCAAAUGGCAUAGACUUGGCUUGGGUUAACCUCACUGGUGUUUCUUAUAGUAAGCAGUUUGUGUACCAACAAAAUAAUAGAAAACUGAACGAUAGAAAGAAGGGGAGUUAUGACAUUUUGUUGUUGUUUGGGAGUAGGUUGUAGACUUGUAGGAAAUGGAAGGAAAAGUAGGACUGGUAGUUCUCCUUUUAACCUGUGAAAGCAUUUCCUAUAAUGAUGCAGGUAAAGUCGGUGGGAACGAUAAGCAAAUAGCGACAUGGUUGUGGACCAUUUCUGGAUUUCUUUCCCUACCAUGUAUUCUCAUUAAACAAGGAAGAUCUAGUCUUCCUUCAAAUCCAUCCCCCCAUAUAUGUUCUUCAAUCGCACAAUAGAAGAGACCCAAAAUCCUCUAUUGAGUUUUGUCCUCCUUGCUCUUUCUUGCUCCCCCAACAUGUCAUCACUUCCUGAUAACCUUUUCUCCUUGUGUGUGUGCAAGGGGGUAGGGAGGUUUUGGGCAGGUAAAGGUGGGAUGGGCAGAUAGCGGGAAUUGAACCUGCAUCUUCUACUUGGAAAAGAGAAAUUCUACCAUUCGACCAUACUGUAGUAUUGUUCUUGUGGAACUUGAGGAAUCUAAGAGACUCACAUGCUGCUCUUGCUGUUGGAUCAUCUGACUCAGUUGCUGGUGAGCCCUCCUGUCACAAGAAUAUUCUCAGAUUGUGAAUCUGCAUUGACAGUCUUAAGUCAUGACCUUGGAAUUCUCUCGGCUUCCAUUGCUCGAGAGCAAGGUGGAUAGGUGAAGUUAUGAUGACACUGCUGUUGUUUGAUGAGGGCUGCAAUCUAUUCGAUUUCUUCCUCUUGAUCUGUGACUGGAGAGCAUGUCUGGGAAGAUUUAGUUUCUUCCUCUUGCAUGAAAUCGAUUUACAAUAUAACAUUGAUUCAAGUAUGCGUAGCCCAUUUCAGUUAUUUUUUUGGGUGAUCUCAAUCCGAUACCUUAUAUUGUGUAUCGGACUGACUACUCUGAGGCUAUCCUUGUUAAAAAUGUAAUUAAAACAUUUAUCCCCAUUUAUUACUGAAACUCAGUUGUUACGGGUA
This is a messenger RNA of Rosa rugosa (rugosa rose), 4079 nucleotides long. Its product is annotated as pentatricopeptide repeat-containing protein At1g11900-like. Gene Ontology annotation, molecular function: protein binding. The record is from RefSeq and is a predicted model, not a curated record. Bases 219 to 1265 code for a protein of 348 amino acids. The transcript has 7 exons. Lineage: Eukaryota; Viridiplantae; Streptophyta; Magnoliopsida; Rosales; Rosaceae.